This is a messenger RNA of Macadamia integrifolia, 1346 nucleotides long. RefSeq names its product 1-aminocyclopropane-1-carboxylate oxidase-like. The transcript is spliced from 3 exons. The record is from RefSeq and is a predicted model, not a curated record. Lineage: Eukaryota; Viridiplantae; Streptophyta; Magnoliopsida; Proteales; Proteaceae. Bases 93 to 1052 code for a protein of 319 amino acids.
UUCCUAGGCAUUCGCAAAGUGAAGAGGAGUUUGAAGUAAGUAAGAGAGAAACAGAGGGAGCUAUAGAGAGAGAGAGAGAAAGAAAGAGAGUCAUGGCAUCGUUUCCAGUAAUUAACAUGGAGAAGUUGAAUGGUGAGGAGAGAGUAGCUACCAUGGAGUCCAUUAGGGACGCUUGUGAGAACUGGGGUUUCUUUGAGUUGGUGAAUCACGGGAUAACUCAUGAGCUGAUGGACAAGGUGGAGAAGAUGACGAAGGAGCACUACAAGAAGUGUAUGGAGCAGAGGUUCAAGGAGUUGGUGGCGAGCAAGGCCCUCCAAGGUGUGGAAACAGAGAUCAAGGAUAUGGACUGGGAAAGCACCUUCCAUGUGCGCCACCUCCCUGUCUCAAACAUGUCUGAAAUCCCUGAUCUCGAUGACGAUUACAGGAAAACGAUGAAGGAAUUUGUGGUGGGAUUGGAGAAACUGGCAGAGGAACUGCUAGACCUUCUAUGUGAGAACCUGGGAUUGGAGAAAGGGUACUUGAAGAAGGCCUUUUAUGGAUCCAAUGGCCCAACUUUUGGGACCAAGGUCAGCAACUACCCUCCCUGUCCUAAGCCAGAGCUGAUUAAAGGCCUGCGAGCCCACACAGAUGCGGGCGGCAUCAUUCUGCUCUUCCAGGACGACAAGGUCAGCGGCCUCCAGCUGCUCAAAGACGGCCAAUGGGUCGAUGUCCCUCCUAUGCGCCAUUCCAUUGUUGUCAACCUCGGUGACCAGCUCGAGGUAAUCACAAAUGGGAAGUACAAAAGUGUGAUGCACAGAGUCAUAGCUCAAACAGAUGGAAAUAGGAUGUCGAUUGCAUCGUUCUACAACCCAGGAAGCGACGCUGUGAUAUACCCAGCAACCUCUUUGGCUGUAAAGGAUCAGCAAAGUCAGGUUGAGUACCCCAAGUUCGUGUUCGAGGACUACAUGAACCUUUAUGCAGGGCUCAAGUUCCAGGAAAAAGAACCCAGGUUUGAGGCCAUGAAGACCAUGGCAUCAACCAUCAGCUUGGGGGAUGUCAUUGCCACUGCUUAAGUAUACUGCUACUCUGCCAAAUAAAUUCAUGAUUUUUUACUUACAGAAACUAUACUUUAAAAGAAAGAAAAAUAGGAAUUGAAGAAGCUUGGUGUUUGUUCUAGUCUCAAGUCUAAUCCCAAGUCUCGGUGGGUUUGCAAAUAAUGUUGUACUGUUGUGUGUGAGUUUGUGUCUCUCUCUCUCGUUGUAGUCGUGGAGCACAUGGCCUAGUUUACUGUGCUGUGUUUGUCUUUGCAAAAACCCUUACGGUUAAAGGUUAUAAUCAAAAUGGAAGAAUAAUGCUCGUUCUGUUAA